ACAUGUCUCCUCCGGACCGGUAGAUGGCAGACACGGCAAAAGAACAACCUCGAAAUGCUACCGUUUUUGUCAUUGUGAAGAGAUAGACAACAACAAGGAAGCUGCUCGUUUUGCAACUAUACCGAGGAAUUAGGAACGUGUGGCUUUGCCAUUUAAACUGAAGGACGCGGCGUACCUGGUUCCUCUGAGCGGCUCCAGGAUUCAUUAACAGUUCUGUUGGGAUGGACCUGUCGCAAGCAGCCCCUCUCCUGCAGAAUUCUCAGCAGGCGGGCCCGGGGCACAAGCAGCGCGUGUUCACUGGUGUCGUCACCAGCAUGCAUGAUUAUUAUGGGCUGGUGGAUGAAGAGGUUCUCUUCCAGCUCAGCGUGGUGAAGGGACGUGUGCCGCUGGUGGGAGAGAAGGUCCUGGUUAAAGCGAUCUACAACCCCGGGCAGAGCAUGAAGUGGAACGCACAGAAAGUCCAGGCAGUUAAUAACCAGUCCCUCUUGAAGUCUCUGCCGUCCCUUCUUCCAGCGAUGGGGCAGCCACAGAAGCAAGGCAUUCUGGGAAACAAACCGCAGCCUCUCCUCCAGGCUCCCUUAAUCCCACCCUUAAUACCCAGCAUGCAGCAGCCCCCUCAGAAACCCGGACUCCUGCAGACCCCGCCCCACCUCUACCCCCACCCCCACCCCCAGCACCAGCACCAGCACCCCAGGCAGGGCCAGUUCGAUCCGCGUGGAGGGGGGAGGAGACGUCACGGAGAUGGAGGGAGGCGUGCGGGCCGAUGGGAUGACGGUGGGGGCUGGUGUGGGGACCGCGUGUCUCAGAAGCGGAGGAAGCUGAGGGGCACCCAGGAGGAACCCCUGAAGAAAGCCAGCGUCCAGCCGCCCCGAUACUGGCCUCUCUUCUCGCGCUUCUCUCGAGACAGCUCUGCCUGCGACACUCUGGAGGUGCUACGUCGAUACCCGCAGCUGGCACUGCCCGAUGACUUCUUCGACCUGCGACUGAGCUGGGUGGAGACCUUCCCAGUCACCCGACCCCUGACCCUGGGCUUCCCCAGCCCCUUCCACGUAUCAGAGGCGAGGGCGGACCCUGACCCGGCCCAGCCUGCAGACACGGACCCCUCCUACAGCGCCAAGGUGAUGCUUCUGUCGACCCCAGGGCUGGAGGAGAUGUACCAGAAAUGCUGCUGUCUGUCUGAAGAGCAGAAGGAGGUUUCUGCAGGGCCAGUGCACCCCACCACGCUCAUCAAGUUCUUGGUUGGGCUGAAGCAGGAGGAGGCAGUGGUUCUGGGGGGAGCCUGGUCCCCUUCUCUGGAUGGGUCCAAACCGGUCAAAGACCCCCUGGUUCUGAUCCGAACCGCUGUGCGCUGCACCAAGGCACAAACCGGGCUGGACUUGAGCACUUGUUCUCAGUGGUUCAAGUUUGCGGAGGUACGGUACCUGCGAGCUGGGCUGGUGGAGACCACAGUGUUCUUCCUCCCGGACGUGUGGCACAGCCUGCCCUCCAUGUCAGAGUGGGAAGGCCUGCUGCUGGCACACAAUCCAGGCACAGAGAGCAGCCACUCCCCAGAUUCGGACCAGUGGAGGAGAGCGCUGCUGUGGACAGCCGGACCCCCCGAGCCGCUGGGGGCUCUACCAGAUGAGCCUGCUCUCCUUGUGCACCCCAGAGAAGGGCUGCCCUGCACCACCCUGCCCCUCAGCUCACUGCUCAAGUACAGGAACAGCCCUGGACACAACAGCUUUGAGGGAAUGUUAUCGGGGCUAAUCCGAGCUGUGUCGGCAGGAGUCGUCCAAGAGGAGGGGGAGAUGAAUCCGGUCCUGUCUCGUCUUUCAGACCCCAGCUCCACCAAAGAGACGGACAAGGAGCCCUGCAGCUCGCUGGUGCUGUCCCGGGACAUCCUCCUAGCCUUUGUCUACUUCGAUCACAAUUUCUGCGGCUUCCUCCUGGACAAGGACCUGGAGGAGAUCGUGCUGUCGCUGGGGCUGCACCUCUCUCGGGCACAGGUGACAGAGCUGGUGACAAAGGUGGUGUCCCAGAAUGCGUGUCACUACCAGGGGCUGGCUGAGCGCUGGGAGGGGGACACAGAGCCACGGGACAGCAAGACCCUCGCCGCAGACCCCAAACUGCAAGGAAACGUCUCUCUGCUACCCCCCGUGUCUGUGAAGGGCAGCGGCCGGCAGUCUCAGCGGUCAGGGUCCGGGGGGUCUGAGAUGGUCACUCACAACGGCGCGGCGGUGCACCUCGGAAACCUGCUGCAGAAACUGGAGCGAGUCGAGAGCACCCGGGUGCACCUGGAGGAUAGGAUCCGCAGUCUGGAGACCAGGCUGGGGGAGGCAGGGGAGCAGGUGUCUGUGGAGGAGGCGCAGAGGAAGAGGCUGGCCUCUGGGCUGGAGGCUGCACAGAAGAGCCUGGCCGAGGCGUUGGACAAGUUGAAGACGGAGGAGAAACGCAGCGCCUCUUACGAGAAGCUGCUGAAGGAAAGCAAGGGGAAUAUGGUUUCCGUCAUUGAAAAGAUGCAGAGCAUUGUGAAUAAGACCUGCAGCGUGGUCGAAACCGGGAGCGAUGCUUCGGACAAGGUUUGAAGACUGGCAAAGGCAGAUCUACAGGGACACUGCUGUGCUGUGGAGCCCUGCCAGCCUGCCAGCAGUGCCAUUCUGAGCCAGUUUACCUCCCCAGCACUGUCCCUGAGCAGCACAGCUACCUGCCUCUUGCACUGUAGACUUUUGCACCGUGCCAUAUCAACACACACGUGCAAGUGUGCAGGAAAGAGGCUGCAAGCUUGCCGUACUGAAUCUCAAGAAGAAUCACUGGGACCCGUUGAGAAACGGAGACCCCAUAGACUGCGCUGCUGUGGUUUAUUCUGUCUCCUAAACCACACGGCGCCACUGAAAUGAGGAAAUGACAUUUUUUGUACGUUUUUAAAUAUGGCUUUGCGGCUGUGCCCCUUUAGAGUUUUGUUUGUUAUUUGAUUUCUAUUUUAUAUUUUAAUUUUUUUUUUACAAAUGUAUGCAGGCUACCCCCUCGCUCCCAAAUUUGACCAUUCUUGCAGAUUUACUUGGAUUUUUCUUUUCUGUAAAAAAAAAAAAAAAAAAAAUUCGCGGAUAUUUUCACAAAGUAUGUCACUUUCUAUCUUACUUCAGGGAUGUUAAUUAAAAAAAAAAAAAAAAUAACGAACAGUGGAUUAUUUCACUAGAAGUUACUGUAAUAAAUAAAACUUUUACCCAUC
Messenger RNA from Acipenser ruthenus (sterlet), 3208 nucleotides. Its product is annotated as cell cycle and apoptosis regulator protein 2. NCBI's taxonomy places the organism in Eukaryota, Metazoa, Chordata, Actinopteri, Acipenseriformes, Acipenseridae. The transcript is spliced from 18 exons. Gene Ontology annotation, molecular function: RNA polymerase II complex binding. The coding region runs from base 222 to 2564 and encodes 780 amino acids. Gene Ontology annotation, cellular component: DBIRD complex; nucleus. The record is from RefSeq and is a predicted model, not a curated record. Gene Ontology annotation, biological process: RNA splicing; regulation of DNA-templated transcription.